UUCUCUCUAGCUCUCUCCUCCCCUCGAAGUUUUUAUUUCUUCCACUGCUCUAUAAAUCGUGUGCAAGGUACCACUAGUGAAGCAGAGAUGGACUUUGACGAGGAGCUAAAUCUUUGUAUUACUAAAGGUAAAACUGUUGAUCAUUCUUUUGGAGAAGCUUCGUCUACGUCUCCAAGAUCUAUGAAGAAGAUGAAGAGUCCUAAUCGACCUAAACCCUAUUCUUCUCCCCCUUCUCCUUAUUCGUUAGGGUCUUUCCCUUUUUCUUUCGAUCCAACAAUGCAAAAUCAACAACAGUUCAGAUCAUACGUUCCGGUUGAGAGACAAUAUGACCCUACAAUGCAAGGCCAGAAGCAAAUGAUCUCGUUUAGUCCUCAACAACAACAACAGCAGCAGCAGUAUAUGGCCAGGUAUUGGAGCGACACGUUGAAUCUGAGCCCAAGAGGAAGAAUGAUGAUGAUGAACCAAGAAGGUGUUCAACCCUACAGCGCAACCAAGCUGUACAGAGGAGUUAGACAACGUCAAUGGGGAAAAUGGGUCGCAGAGAUCCGUAAGCCACGAAGCAGGGCACGUCUUUGGCUUGGUACCUUUGAUACAGCUGAGGAAGCUGCCAUGGCUUACGACCGCCAAGCCUUCAAACUGAGGGGACAUAACGCAACGCUUAAUUUUCCGGAGCAUUAUGUGAAUAUGGAAAACGAGCCGCAUGAUUCAAACUCUUCGCCGCUUCAGAAACAAGACGAAACGCCACAGCCAAGCGAGGUUAGCUUGGAAAGCAAGGAAGUGACAGUGACUGAUAAUGUGAGAGAGGAAGGCAUGGCUGAAGCGUGGUACAAUGCAGUCACAUCAGGAUGGGGUCCUGAAAGUGCCCUUUGGGAUGAUUUGGACAGUUCUCAUCAGUUUUCAGAAAGCUCAUCUUCUCCUUCUUCUCUUUCUUGUCCCAUGCGGCCUUUCUUUUGAAAAAAAGGUUCUACGCCCACAUUGUAGGUUUGUAGUUUAGGUUUAUAUGCUUAUUGGCAUUUGGAUGGAGACAGUUUUGGUGAUCUCCCUCUCCACACAUCAGUCAUUAUAUAUCUCUAUUUUCUCCCUAUAUUUCCGUUAUUACUAUUGUUCUUAAUAUAUAUCUGUGUCUGAGUGUUUGAUUAUGACUUCAUACAUAGAUGUCCGCUUUGUUCAUGAAGU
Molecule: messenger RNA, 1176 nt
Organism: Capsella rubella
Lineage: Eukaryota; Viridiplantae; Streptophyta; Magnoliopsida; Brassicales; Brassicaceae
Product: ethylene-responsive transcription factor ERF054
Exons: 1
Coding region: 88-954 (288 amino acids)
Biological process (GO): regulation of DNA-templated transcription
Molecular function (GO): DNA binding; DNA-binding transcription factor activity
Source: RefSeq, a predicted model, not a curated record